AUGUUAGAUGAUUUUCGUAUUGAGUGGAUUUGUCGACGAACAUGUCAAAUGCUUAAUGUUGAUAGGUCCAUAUUUGUUGAUAUGUUAGAACGAAAUAAUGGUUUUAAUGAAGAUUUAAUUGAUAAAUUUCUUAAUAUGAAUACAGCUUUACAUGAAAGAUCAUAUGCAUUAUUAUUUCAUCGUGAAGAUUCAACACGAAAAGUUUGGCAAAUGAUUGAUUCUAUUGAUGAAGAAGAAGAUUUUGAUGAGUUUGAUAAUGAUGAUGAUGAUGAAAACGAUCAACAAUUUAUUUUGACUAUCAAUGAACCAAUCGAUGCCGAAACUGAAUAUCCAAUUGAUUAUGUAUUUAAUAAUGCUCGUUUAUCGACUGGUGAUAUAAUAGAUUCAAUGUAUGAAAAUGUUCGAAAUAUUCAACGUCUUCUAGUUAUUAAUCAAUAUGAUAAUAAACAUUAUUAUUUUCAAUUAAGAUCUUUUCAUGAAGCACGUCUUUAUUGUGAAUAUCAACAUUAUCAUAAUUUAACAAAGAAAAUAUUUAUUUAUUUUAUUCGAACUGAUAUUAAUCAAUAUUUAAUUCAAUCGUCAACAUAUGAUGAAAUGAAUUUAUUGAUGAAUGAAAAUUUAAUCUAUGGAAUUAUUCCUGAAGAACAACCACUUGAAUCUCUUAGUGAAAUUUUAUCAUUAAUCUAUAAGAACUUAUUACCACCAAUUAAUGAUCAAUCAUUAAAAUUAUCUUCAUUUAUUGUUGAAGAAACAUCUGAACGUGAUCAAUUACGUUUAAGUUUAAAUCGUUUUCAUUUACAGAUACAAUCAACAUUACGACAAAUGCAAGGAGAAUUUCAUUUAAUGAUUUCAAAUAAAAAUUUAUUUAUAAAUGGAGAAGAAACAGAAGAAGAAUAUAUUGAAAAUCUUGAAUAUCUUGUUUAUGAUUGGGAAGCCAUUUUACAUGAAGAAAUGAAUAAUGAAUUAAAUAAACGAAUCUUAAAUACAAAUCCUCUUGAUGAAUUAGAAUUUUGGCAUGAAAGAUCAAUUCGAAUAACUUCAAUUUUAGAACAAAUGAAAAAAGAUGAUAUUAUGAGAAUUAUUCAUAUUUUAACAGAUCUUGAUAAUCCUUCAAUAGUAGGAUUUAAUAAUAUAAAAUUACAAUUACAAAAUUAUUUAUUAGAAGCUACAGAUAAUUAUAAAUUUUUAUCAACAAUUGAACGACACUUAAAAACAUUACAAAUGGCUAAAUCAUUUCAAGUAGUUAGCAAUAUGUUACCUAAUUUAAUGCAAGGUUUAAAAAUCAUUUGGUUAGUAAAUUAA
This is a messenger RNA of Adineta steineri, 1302 nucleotides long. The record is from the annotation of a GenBank genome assembly. Lineage: Eukaryota; Metazoa; Rotifera; Eurotatoria; Adinetida; Adinetidae.